This is a messenger RNA of Drosophila mojavensis, 1212 nucleotides long. RefSeq lists its product as uncharacterized. Lineage: Eukaryota; Metazoa; Arthropoda; Insecta; Diptera; Drosophilidae. The transcript has a single exon. The coding region runs from base 436 to 1011 and encodes 191 amino acids. The record is from RefSeq and is a predicted model, not a curated record.
AACGAGAGAGAGAGAGGGAGAGAGAGAGACAGCUUUGAGAUAGCUGUCAUAACAGUCAAACAUGUGGCUGAAACAUUUUCAAUAACACAAAAUUUGCCGUGUUCGUUCACUGAACUGUCCAAAUAAAAAAAUCAACUGCGUAGGAGACGGAAGCGACGAUCAGUUGGAAAAAAACAAUUGCAAAAAAGAUAGGAAAAGGACAAACCACACGGGGACAGUUCAGACUGCAAUGAACCAAUUGACGCGCCAAGAACAACAAUAGCAACAACAAGAUUAUCAACAACAACAUUAUCAACAAUAGCAAUAUCAAUUGAUCUUGCAUAAGUCGGGAAGUCGAACAGCGCUAGCCAGGAUCAGGAUCAGAGUGAAAAUCUGAAUCUGAAUCGAAAUCGAAAUCGGUAACAACAGAUACGAACGAAAACUACCCAGACGAAGAUGCUGUUCAUGGACGCGCUGUUCAACAGCUUGCUGGUGGUCAGCUCCGGCUAUGCAAUGUACACGCUGCAUCCAUUGCAGACGCCCUAUGGUUACGCGGCGGCGGCGUUGAGUCUGGUCCAUGGGCUGCUGGGCGUGGUGCGGGCGGCGAACAAUGAUGACGAUGAGUGCAAUCGAUUACGUCAGAUAACUUCUGGUAUUAUGGAGCUGGUGCCGCUGCCAUUGGCCAACAUUGAGCUCUACUUGAAGUCCUCGAGCCCGCACUUGGCCAUGGCGCACGGCUGCUUCUUGGUGCCGCUCACCUUCGAUGUGGUGGCCAAGUGGCGCGACGUCGAGGACAAUUCAACGAUGACACUUAAGGAUCUGACCCUGCUCGGCAAUGUGGUCUCGCUGCUAUUCCUGGGCGUCAAUCAGUCCAGUAAUAUCUAUGGGGGGAUGGCGGCCAUCGCCUUCGGAGCGCGCUACGGAUCCGUCAUGUUCGACUAUUACUGGGAGGGCCUCGGAGUCCAAUUCAACUUACUGGCCAACUCCGCCUUCAUUAUGCUAAUGGCCAUGACGCUGACGGCCAAGUCCUAAACAACUUACCCAACCUAACCACCAACUGAUGAGCAGCAUCAUUUGAUCUUUUGUUUCGCCCGGCUCAAGGCUAACGCGUGCGGUUCAUUGGCUCAACAACGGCUCAAGCGACGGCAGCGACGGCGGCGGCUCAAUAAACUUGCAAUUAAUGUUGGCAAAUUAAAAUGCACAAAAAUAAACAUUAAUUGUUUUGUCAAAAAA